Molecule: messenger RNA, 2020 nt
Organism: Chrysemys picta bellii (western painted turtle)
Lineage: Eukaryota; Metazoa; Chordata; Testudines; Emydidae
Source: RefSeq, a predicted model, not a curated record
UGGAUGCUUAACCACAGCUAUUUGUGUUUUGGGUGGGGCCUGUUUUCCAAUCUCCUGCCAAGAAAAGCCCCUUGCUUGCUUGCAUACACUGUGGUCUUUGCUGUGUAAGAGCAAAAACUGGAUGGGGAGCUGGACAGCUUAAAAAAAACCUUACUUUUCCUAACUCCUUCUGCCACUGGAUGUUACUCUCCUCAUUAGCUCACAAAGAAAGGGGCUGUAGAACAACAGUUCAAUGAAAAAUACAUCAUAAGACCCGUUUUAUCAAGAAACUGCUGUCUAUCCACAGCAUGCCCAGAGACCCCACUGCCCCGGGCACAACUGCCAUGCAGGUUGAGAAAGUUGGGUGCUGGAGGAGUGGGCUAGACAGGCCCAAGUCCUGCAGGGAGAAGUUCCUACAAGCUUGGAAUGAAAAGCUGAAACUCCAGCCUUGCCCCAUCUCCCCGCAAGUGCCAAACUGCCCGUCCCCCGGCAGCAUUCCGGCCCAGGGGCAGUGGCCUGGGGCUGAGCCUGUACCUUUCUCGCUCAAGGGGGCUCUGCUGCAUCCUAGCUGCCAUCCUGGUGACAAUGCCCUUUACUUCCUGGCAGUGGUGACUGCAGUGGACCACUCAGGCUCCACCCCUGUGUCUUUUGUGGCACCUGGGGGCUGCUCCGGGCACACACCCAGAACUCCAGCUGGAAUACGACCCUGUGACAAAGAUCCAGGUCCUUUCUACAAGGAGCUGGCAAGACCCCCCUUGGCCUGGGAAGGGAACUCUGAGGAGGAACUCCUCCAGAUCUGUGCUUCAGACUUGCUGCUGGGCUCCUCUCUGAGGAAGAGGCCGCGGCUGUUACCCCCCAACAGGAAGAUGCACGUAGAGGUAUGGAAAAGAAAACCAGCAUCCCAUCCUCCGGAGGAGGGCGCGAGAAGCCCGGUCCCUCUGGAGUACAGUCACCUGGUAGAUGCCAUGGCAAUGACUGAGCCCGCCGACAUUUCUGAGGUGGAAUCUUUCUACCGGCAAUUCACCCCCUGGCCAAGGAGACGAGGCUCCUGCAGGAGCACGAAGGCUGUUCACGCUCAGACAGACAGCGCGUUGCCUGUCAGGAAAGCAGAUGAGGCUGCCCCCGAGCAGCAUAGCCUCUGGGGAGCAGCAGGCAGUGGCUUUAAGCAGCACCCCAAGAGGGCCAUGGCCUCCAUUUCCACCCUCAUCCUGGCUGCCAAGCGGCCCAGAGACACUGCUUGGAGUGAGCACCUCCCACCCAAGAAACGGUACAUCCAGUACUGACUCCAGUGGACACAUGGGGCUCUUGUUGUUCACUAGGACCGGCUGGUGUGCUCCUACGACUUCAGUGUAAUGAGGAGUUCUCUCCCAGCCAGAGCCAAGUGCCCGUCAGAGCAGCAUUCCCUGCAGCAGCACCCAACUCAGGGACUCUGGCUAAGCUCCCCUUCACCUCCAUUUUAAAUAGACAAUUGUGUUUUUAAAAUAAAUCCCUUUUUUAGAGGUCACCUGGUGUUUGUUCACUGCAGAUGGUGGGUUGAGGAAGAGGUGCUUGGGAGCUCCUUCAAGGGAAGGGUGUAUCAUUUACUAUGUUUGCACAGUGCCUCGCCUCUAGGUGCUAUUGGAUUAUUAAUUUUAAUUAAUUGGGCACUCCCUGGCCACUUCUCAAAGAGGGGAUGCUUUGAGCAGGAGAGAGGUGAAGCCUCUCAGGAGUGUUGUCACCUUACUGAAAGCAGGGGCGGCUCUGUAUUUUGCCGCCCCAAGCACGGCAGUCAGGCGGCUUUUGGCAGCGCGCCUGCGGGAGAUCUGCUGGUCCCACGGCUUCGGCAUAUCCACCGCCGAAUUGCCGCCAAAACCGUGGGACCGGCAGACCUCCCACAGGCAUGCUGCCGAAGGCUCCCUGACUGCCACCUCCACAGCGACCGGCAGGGAGUCCUCUGCGGCUUGCAGCCCCAGACAUGCGCUGGUGCCUGGAGCCACCCCUGACUGAAAGGCUGCAAACCACUUAAUGCUUUGUAUGCUAAGGGUAUGCACAGGGACUAUUC